AUGCUAAUUGCACGCAUUAGCCCAAUUUUGCAAGUGACACAUGCAACUGGUGGUCAGUUCAAAUACAAAGGACACACAAUAAGCUUUCCACAAAACAUUGAAAAUAUGGCCAAAAAAUUGCCACAUUUAGUUAAAGAUCUUCCAUUGAUUGUAGUUCGCAGAAAGGAUCAACAUGGGACAAGCUAUAAUUUCACAGUAAAUAAAUAUCGUGUCUACACAGCCCUACGAUACAAAAUUCAACAUGAUAAGUUUUACUCUGAUGUAAUUGUUGAUGAAAAUGCUCUAGACAAUAUACCGCCAAAUUUAGAUCAUAAUGUUUUUAACGAGUUAAGAACUGUGCAUAUGGAGUUUGAUUCUGAUAGAAAUGAAGUUAUUUUUGUGGGCCCCCUUAUGGAGACAGAUGAGAGAAACAUAAUAGAGCAUACAACGUCGAUGGAAUCCAAACCACCAAAUGCCCAAAGGGAAAUGGAGUUGAUUCGUGCAUGGGUCAACAAUCCUAAUGUAGACCCAACAACAAUGAUGGAUUGGCCCAUGAUCGGUGCAUCUCCCAUAAAUGAAUAUACAACGCCAGGAUUACUCAACAUGACUUUCCCAUCUUUAUUUCCCAAUGGUAAAUGUGAUUGGUUGGAAUCGAGACUAAGGAAAUUGCAUCUACAUGAAUUUGCCAAGCACCUCCUACGAUACAGAGAUAAUAGAUUCAGUAAGCAUCCAAGAUUUCGUUAUUAUAUGAUGAACAUGAUUAUGAGACAUCGUGCGCAUAGCUCCACAGCUGUUUGUGUAAAAAGAAGUCUGCACGAAAUGCCAAUCACAAUACAGGAGUUGCGUGAACACAUGGACAACACACCACAUUCGCAUCUAGCAGAUAGAUUGAUGCGAUUUGGAACCAGUUUAAGGGGAACAAGAUCUUAUUGGACAAAGUGUUGA
Cryptomeria japonica (Japanese cedar) is the source of this 924-nucleotide messenger RNA. RefSeq lists its product as uncharacterized. Lineage: Eukaryota; Viridiplantae; Streptophyta; Pinopsida; Cupressales; Cupressaceae. The transcript has a single exon. Bases 1 to 924 code for a protein of 307 amino acids. The record is from RefSeq and is a predicted model, not a curated record.